AUGGUCUACGUACGGCAAAAGGAGCUCCCUGCGCUCCGUGAGUACAAAUACUCCGGUGUCGACCACUCACUGCUUUCCAAAUAUGUCCUAAAGCCCUUCUACACGAAAUUCGUCAUCAAGUGCUUCCCUAUGAGCAUGGCACCGAAUCUGAUCACUCUGACGGGGUUUUCAUUCGUCGUUGCGAACUUCUUGACGCUGCUGUGGUAUACUCCCACUCUUGACCAAGAUUGCCCCUCCUGGGUGUAUUAUUCUUGGGCACUGGGCUUGUUCCUAUAUCAAACGUUCGAUGCUGUGGAUGGAACUCAAGCGCGCCGAACUCGGCAAUCCGGACCUCUGGGCGAACUCUUCGAUCAUGGGGUAGAUGCUUGUAAUACCUCACUCGAGGUCCUUCUUUUUGCUGCUUCUCAGAACAUGGGACAGAGCUGGCAGACGGUGGCAGUCUUGUUCGCAUCCCUCCUGACCUUUUAUGUUCAGACGUGGGAGACUUAUCACACCAAAACUCUCACUCUUGGCAUUGUCAACGGACCUGUCGAGGGUGUUCUUGCGAUCGUCCUGGUCUUCGUUUUCACUGGCUACGUUGGGGGUGCUCAUUUCUGGCAGCAGAGCAUGUUCCAUACCAUCGGUGUGCCCUCCACCAUUGGCAUCCCAUCUUUCAUCUACAACCUCACAUUUACCGAGUGGUAUCUUAUUCAGGGCAGUAUUGUUCUUGUCUUCAACACUGUUGAGUCUUCCCUCAACGUCAUCCGCGCUCGACGUGCCCGUGGUGACCGAUCUCGAGGUGCGCUCCUUGGCCUCGUGCCUUUCUUCAGCAUCUGGUCUAUGGUGGUUGCCUACCUUUAUCUCCAACCCAAGAUCCGCGAAUGCCAUCUUAUCCCAUUUGCCCUCUUCGCCGGCCUUGUCAAUGCCUACAGCGUCGGUCAGAUGAUCACUGCCCACCUUGUUCACCUGCGUUUCCCCUACUGGAACGUGCUGGGCCUGCCUCUUGCCUUUGGUGUCAUCGAUUCAUUGGGUCCCAUCUUCCAGCGUUACCUAGGGUUUGGAUGGCCCAGCGCCCUUGGCGAUAAUGUCUACCAAGUGGCUUUCAUGUUCAUGAUGCUCGGAACCGCCGUCGGUGUCUACGGAAGUUUUGUCGUUGACGUAAUCGUUACCAUCUGCGAUUACCUCGACAUCUGGUGCCUCACCAUUAAGCAUCCUCAUGUUGAAAACGAAGGCGCUCAGACCAAUGGUACAAAGAAGGACUAA
This is a messenger RNA of Fusarium fujikuroi IMI 58289, 1242 nucleotides long. Its product is annotated as related to ethanolaminephosphotransferase. NCBI's taxonomy places the organism in Eukaryota, Fungi, Ascomycota, Sordariomycetes, Hypocreales, Nectriaceae. Gene Ontology annotation, molecular function: phosphotransferase activity, for other substituted phosphate groups. Gene Ontology annotation, cellular component: membrane. The transcript is spliced from 3 exons. The record is from RefSeq and is a predicted model, not a curated record. Gene Ontology annotation, biological process: phospholipid biosynthetic process. Bases 1 to 1242 code for a protein of 413 amino acids.